Molecule: messenger RNA, 2880 nt
Organism: Mucor velutinosus
Lineage: Eukaryota; Fungi; Mucoromycota; Mucoromycetes; Mucorales; Mucoraceae
Exons: 8
Coding region: 1-2880 (959 amino acids)
Source: RefSeq, a predicted model, not a curated record
AUGGCUCAUACAAAGAGCCUGGAAGCUUUUUAUUCCCUCUUGGAUCAAUACAAGCAAACCGCAUUCCCUAAUUUAAUUGACCAAGAAACGAGCCCAGCAGCCACAUUUGAUCUGUUUGAUACAGUUGAUCACAUCAAGCAUAUACCAGACCAACAAGUCAUUGAUGUGAUUGUCAGUGGAUGCAAGAGUUUAGGCCACCAACAUGCCUUGUCUCGCGCAUUUUGCCAGUUCUUAUACAAGCAGCUAUCGAAACAAAUACGGAUGACUAGUUUUCGGCCUUCGCAAUUCGACGUUUGCCUCAAGUACCUAAUGGACGGCGUGGACAGUGUAGAGGACGAUAAAGAGCAUAGAGUGGAUCUGCUGAGAGCUCUGAGUGCGCUGAUAUUUGAGAAUGCCAACAACACACAGCGAUUUGCCGCUCGACUGUCAAAAACCUUGCUCGCACUGGGGAAUCGUUCAUCCAAGCCGUUGGAAGUGCGUCGUAUGGCCAUCAACUGUAUCGGCAACGCCUGUGCGGGUGCUGCAGGCACUAAAUUACAGCCCUUAUUUCAAGAUUUCUACGCUUGCUUGUUGGGCAACGUAUGUGCGGUAGAUCGCACAACACAGGGCACCAUCAUGGUUGCUUCCACUACGCUCGAUUUUGCAGAUACAGCUGUCAGAAAAGUAGCGAGCUCCACUCUACGAUCACUCCAGUUUUUGCUAUCCCAAGAUAAAUCGCUAGUGACGAAUCCGCUGUGCGAUAUCAUUGAAAUCAUCUACACGUUUAUUUUUUUGCAUGUCAAUGUACAAUCUUACGGUGUGGGGCAACCGUUGAACAUGACACCCAAUAGACGAAACAGACUAUCCCAGCCCUUGACACCAAUCACUGCCAGCACUUCACAUAGACCUCUUCAAAUGUCGUGGAGAACGCCAUUGCAUAGAUCAUCCUCUCUUGUUACUAGCUCAGAAUCAGAAUUAUCGGAUUCUGCUAGUCUGACUGAAUUAUCGCCACGAAGACAGAGAGAUAAUGCCAAGAUCAGAAUCAAUGCGCUUUUGUGCUUGUCUGCUAUUGCUCAUACGACACCAAAAGCAUUGUACCCCCAUUGGCAAAAAUUCCUACCAGACACCUUUUCCAUCUUUCUAGACAAUAAUGCCUUCAACGGUGAAUUACCACCUUUGCUCAAAUCAGAUAAUCAGCCCUAUUCCUUGUUUACUAUAUUACUGUACGAUCCCAUGGUGACAGUAAGAACAGCUGUUUGCAAUACACUUGUGUCCAUACUAGAUGGGUCCAAGCAAUAUCUAAGCAUAGCGCAGGAAAGUGAUAAGAACAAGUCAUCUUUUACAUCCUUAUCCGAAAAUCUCGGUUCCAUCAUUCGGGAUGUUCAUCAGGGGUUGAUUUAUGCACUGGGGAAAGAGCAAUCAAGCCAAGUCUUGACACUGAUGAUGCAUGCAGCAACCGUGCUGGUCGAGAACUGUUCUUAUGAGAGACUCUCAAAGUCGCAUUUACCGAGAAUCUACCAUGCCAUUGCAGAUCAUUGGAAAGAACAGAGCUUACAUGGACCCAUUUUAAAAGUGAUCUCCUCGGUAUUCAGCAUUUACCAAGACAACUUGAGGGAAUUGGUCCAAACAGAUGUGAUUGAUCAGAUCAUAUUGAAGGCUGUCAGCAAUGUGAAAGAAGACGAAGAAGCGCAAAUCGAAGUAUGGCGAACAUGCUCUACACUGACAAAGUGCUAUUUCAAGGAUGCCAUGCCCAUGUUGUGGCAAAAGCUGAUUGAAACAACAUCCAAUCUACCCAUUUCAGCUGCGAGCUUAAAAUUCAUAGAAUCGUAUGCCAGUGCUAUCCAUGAGUCUGGCGAAUUCACGCAACAAAAUGUGUCUUGGUGGCAGACAGUCAUUGAAAACUACCUGCAGAAAGCGGCUACAAACGAGGAUGUGCCCUCUGUGCGUGCUGCUGCUUGUGAUUGCUUUGCCAGUAUGUCUAGGGAUAUUUUUGAAACCUUCCAUUAUCGAUAUCAACGACUGGCAGUAACAUUGAUAUUCUCACUUGCAUCCGAUGCAGAUGCAAAUGUGAGGGCAGCGGCAUGCCGAGCAUUGGGCGUGUUUGUAUUGUUUCCGUCGUUGAGAGAAGACCCCCUGUUUUUCUCGGACAUGCUGAAGGUUAUUUUAUUGCAAAAGGACGACAAGACCAUUCUCGUGAGGGUGCGUGCGAGUUGGGCGAUUGCUAAUUUAUGCGACGCACUUGUGCUCGAAAGCGGUACCAACGUAGAAUUCAAUUUGAGAGAGUACAUGUCGACAACAGAAUGGAUCCAAGUGCUGGAAGUCUCUACCCAUGGAUCUCUGGAUAACGAAAAAUUACGAUCGAAUGCCGUGCGAGCCAUUGGAAGUUUAUUGCGCAUUACACCCAAAGAAUACUAUGAAAACACACGAAUCAUGUCUCUCGUCAAGAAUGCCAUGCAAGGAUUGGAAAAGAACAUUGAGACGGGAUCACUGAAGAUCCGAUGGAAUGCCUGCCAUGCCACCAGCAACAUGCUACUGAACCCUUACUUUCCUAUCGGCUUUAUACCCAAAGAAGGCGGCGUCUAUCCAUGGACACACACUUUGUAUCAAGCGUUGAUCCACUCGUUACUCCAGUGCAAGAACUUCAAAGUCAGAAUCAAUGCAUGUUUGGCUUUAACAACACCCAAGCAGCAAGAUCAGUACGGAGACAAGCUGACGUUGAUUGUGAAGAGCAUUUUGGAGGCAUGGGACGUGUGUCAGAAGAAUACAGAGUACAAAGAGAUCAAGUAUAAGCAGCAGUUGGAGCAACAGAUCAAACAUUCACUGAAAUGCAUUCAGGAUUGGCUGCCAGUGCAGUUCAAAGACAAAGUCUCUCGCAUCCUACUGGACACAUGUGAUAGUUAG